Capra hircus (goat) is the source of this 3627-nucleotide messenger RNA. It is a transcript of the gene AP3M1, whose product is annotated as adaptor related protein complex 3 mu 1 subunit. Gene Ontology annotation, cellular component: cytoplasmic vesicle; clathrin adaptor complex. The transcript is spliced from 9 exons. The record is from RefSeq and is a predicted model, not a curated record. Bases 396 to 1652 code for a protein of 418 amino acids. NCBI's taxonomy places the organism in Eukaryota, Metazoa, Chordata, Mammalia, Artiodactyla, Bovidae. Gene Ontology annotation, biological process: endocytosis; intracellular protein transport.
GGUCUACGGACAGGGGACAUCACGAAAGCUGGGAAGUAGACUGAGUAGCUAGAGCUCCGGCUUCCAGCCAGGGGUGUGGAAGCGCCUCUGGUGCUGUGAACCGAAGCCGCGCCUUCCUCCCGGCCUUCCGGUCUUUCUUGCCAGCUAGGCCGGAAGGGAACGGUGCACCUAACAGCCCAGUGUUUUCAGACCUCAAGCUCAAGAGGUUCAGGCUCACUGGGGUCGCUCGUCGUGCUUCGGCGCGGGGAAAAGGUCUUGUCACGCACGGAGAGCUGGAGUACUAACAGCUCGGACCUCAACCCCAGGCUUUUGCUUUGGAGGACAAAAUCCCUAGCUGACGCGAGCGGGCCUCCUGUUAGAGGGUGGCACCUGGAUGAGCCUCGGGGAAUACGAAAAUGAUCCACAGUCUGUUUCUCAUAAACUGUUCCGGUGACAUAUUUCUAGAGAAGCACUGGAAGAGCGUCGUGAGCCAGUCUGUCUGCGAUUAUUUCUUUGAAGCUCAAGAGAAAGCUGCUGAUGUUGAAAAUGUACCACCUGUUAUUUCAACACCUCACCACUACCUCAUCAGUAUCUACCGGGAUAAGCUCUUCUUUGUCUCUGUCAUACAGACUGAAGUACCACCUCUCUUUGUAAUUGAGUUCCUACAUCGAGUUGCUGACACUUUUCAGGACUACUUUGGUGAGUGUUCGGAGGCUGCAAUUAAGGAUAAUGUGGUCAUAGUAUAUGAGCUCCUGGAAGAAAUGCUGGACAAUGGAUUUCCACUGGCUACUGAAUCUAACAUCUUGAAAGAAUUGAUUAAACCACCAACAAUUCUGCGUUCUGUCGUCAACUCUAUCACAGGCAGUAGUAACGUUGGGGACACACUCCCCACUGGGCAGCUGUCCAACAUUCCGUGGCGCCGCGCAGGGGUAAAGUACACAAACAAUGAAGCCUAUUUUGAUGUUGUUGAAGAAAUAGAUGCAAUUAUAGAUAAAUCAGGAUCUACAGUCUUUGCAGAAAUUCAGGGGGUCAUCGAUGCUUGCAUUAAGCUCUCUGGAAUGCCUGACCUUUCCCUUUCUUUCAUGAAUCCAAGGCUUCUAGAUGAUGUCAGCUUCCACCCCUGCAUUCGGUUCAAGCGUUGGGAAUCUGAAAGAGUUUUGUCAUUUAUUCCUCCAGAUGGAAACUUCCGACUCAUAUCAUACCGUGUCAGCUCACAGAAUCUAGUGGCAAUACCAGUAUAUGUGAAACAUAGUAUCAGUUUUAAGGAGAACAGUUCUUGUGGUAGAUUUGAUAUUACAAUUGGACCAAAGCAGAAUAUGGGGAAAACUAUUGAAAGCAUCACGGUGACCGUUCACAUGCCGAAAGUUGUGUUGAAUAUGAACCUGACACCGACACAAGGCAGCUAUACAUUUGAUCCAGUUACCAAGGUACUAACGUGGGAUGUGGGGAAAAUCACCCCACAAAAGCUCCCCAGUCUUAAAGGACUGGUAAAUUUACAGUCUGGGGCACCCAAGCCAGAAGAGAAUCCAAGCCUCAACAUACAGUUCAAGAUCCAACAGCUUGCUAUUUCAGGCUUAAAAGUAAACCGCUUGGACAUGUAUGGGGAGAAAUAUAAGCCAUUUAAAGGAGUCAAAUACGUCACAAAAGCUGGAAAGUUCCAAGUGAGGACAUGAGAAGAGGCCAGAAUUGCUGAAGAUUUAUUUGUUUUCCAGGCAUCAUCACAAUGUAUUACUAUUAGGUACCAAUUGGGUGGGAAUACAUAUUCUAGUUAAAGCAUUUGUGUCUAGCCACACACCGCUAACAAAGUUGCUUAGUUAUCAAUGCAGGGUUCUUAAGGAACUUUAAGCUAAGGAAACUUCUGAAUGACUUAGCUUAUUUGUACCUUGUCACUUAGGAAAGUUUUAGAGGUGAUUUCCUCCAUAGGAAGGCACCAGCUAGAGGCUGCACAUUGUAACAGUCAAGGCAGAAGUCUACAGUGAUAACCUCUCCCCUAAAACAAGUGAACCGGUCUCAGCCAGCAGACGCUGUCUUAGUCUGUAACGUGAUGUAUCAAGUGGAGCCCAAUGUCACACUUGAUCGUAGCCAUCCCCAAUCAUCUGUCCCAAGAGAGGAAUAGUUCCUCCCACCCAAGAAGUUUACAAAAAACUGCCUCUUCAAGUGUUUGCCUUAUUCAGCUUUUCACUUGUGCCAUUAAGCAAGCACUGUAGCAAAAGCCACUCCACAUGGCCCUGGCAGGGAGCACUGCUGCUCCAUGCUCCAUUCUCACUGUACUUGGUAUUGUAUUUUUUAUAAAUAAGAUUUUUAUGUAAAGCUGAUUUUGAUUUAUAGGGACCUUGCUGCAGGAAGUACACUCUCAGUUUUGUGCCACUUAGCUCAUCUGUUAGCACAGUAAAAGUCAUUUGUAUCAAAGGGGCAAAUGCUCUAAGGUAAUAAAAGGGAACACUACUUCUACUUCUGCUUUUAGGAAGUUAUUGCAAGCACAAGCAUUUGAGAUUUUGAGCAAACUAACGUAGUAAAAGAGAAACUUAAGUGAACCUUUGCCGUCUUCAUGUUUUAUAAAGCUUGUCUAAUACCACUUAGAACCAAUUAGCCUAAAGCCCUCAUGCCCUAGUUCAGCUAAAGGAACAAAAUGUGCCUGCCUCAAUACUGUCAAAUUAUUAUUUUUUUAAUCUUUUAUCUUUUUUCUUUCCUUUUCAUAAUGGAUUCAGUUUGCCUACAUUCUUUGCUUUCAGGGGGACUCCCUUUACGUAGUGUGUGCUACCCAAGGCUAUAGUCAAAAGAUUCCUCUCUGAAACUGCUGUUGAAACUGUCACUGGAAUACUUAAAUAUCUCUACUGACCAAGUAGGUGAAAGUACAUAUAUAAUGAGGCAGAAACAAAAUCCUCAGUAACAUUGAUAAACCUGUAUUGAUCUUUGUGGUUGGCGAGUCAGCCCGCAGUUAUCAUUUAACUUGGAUGACUUAGAAGUCCUUGCCCACUUAUUUUGGUUCAUUAGACAUGAAGAAUAAAGUUAAGAUCUAAGUGCUUGGUCUUGCGACUAGUUUUCUCCCUGUAACUCCAUUCAUUUUGUUCUUCUCAACUUAUAAUUCCCUUUCCCAUAUGCUAACAGUAGCCCUUCCACUCACCCCAUUCUCCUGUCAAGGGCUGGUGGUUGGUGCUGAUACAGGGAGCCCACUGCACAGCAGCAUUCUUUGCCUGCCUAUGGCACCAAGCCUGCCUUCCAUCUAAUAUGAAAGAUCAUGUUUUGCAAUUUAUAGGACAACCAGUAUCAGCUUGGCAGCUAAAAUUAAGAUGUUGCCAAAUGUUUAUUCCCUUUGCAUAAGGUUGGUUACCAAGUUCAGUUGCUUUUCAUUUUAAUGUCUUCCUUUUCAGAGUUCAUACCUCAAAAGAGCGAUCAAUACAUUUGUUCUUCUUUCUGCAGAAUCCCUCAACCAUCCAUAUAUGGACUAAUUUUCUUUCUCUACUACCCUCCCAAAUCCCAGCAGAUUGUAUGCCAAGAGUCCCUUGCCUCUAGUAACUUCUGCUAAAACUUCCAAGGAGACUGUUUCCUUUUACAAUUAAAUUAUUGUAUUUAUUAAUUUGAUGGAAUCCAGUAAGUCCUUUCUCCAGCUCUGGCUACACUGUCAAUAAAAAGAUGAAAGCAACAAGU